UUGGUACCGACCGAGUGCCAUCCUCAUUUCACUUGACCGAGUCCGAGCUCCAGCCCACGGUAGGAGCUGCAAGGGCUGGGCAGAGUUCCAGGCGAGAGGGGCCGAGAGGCGUGAGCAGCGCGCCACUGCGCUCGUCAGAGAAAUGGAGCGGCGGCUUCUUUGUGGGCUGCUACAUCCCCCUCCCGGGGGCACGGCGGGGACAUUUGAUCUGCAGGGUGAUUGAUAAGUGCGGGAGAGGGGCGGCCGUCCCUACCUCCCCCCCCACCGCCCCCGUUCUUCUUCCCCCCCUCCCUCUCGGCUCUCUCCCUGCUUCCUGCCAGAAGCGCUGCCCGGUGGCGAGCCGCUCCAGUGGGGAUCUGCCUGCCCUUGGGGGCGCCGCCCGCGCUCGCCGCCGUGACCCCCGGCUUCCCGGCGCGCCGGUCCGAGGCUGGACCGGCUCCCGCGCCUCCCGGCUGGCCGAUGCUGCGGGCGCCUCCGGGGGAAGCUGCGGGUGGCGCGCUCGCCGGAUGCUAAACUACUGGCGGACUGCAGAGGAGAGGGGUCCCGUCUUCUCCUGAUGUUUAAAAAAAAAAAAAAAGUAAAGCAAUUUCUGCUGCGAGCCUAAGAGGGGCGAGCCGCCCGAGAUCUCUUCAAGAUACCCCAGGGGAGGAGGUGAUGGGCUGGAUUUAGUAGGACAACUCGAUUACUAAUGACUCCGCGGCUGGCUGCGACCCGCCGGGAAAUCAGGUGCAAGCAUGUUUGCCUGUAGGUACCUGAACUGACACCGACGGUGCCUAAAGAUGCUGAGCGGCGUUUGGUUCCUCAGUGUGUUAACCGUGGCCGGGAUCUUACAGACGGAGAGCCGCAAAACUGCCAAAGACAUUUGCAAGAUCCGCUGCCUGUGUGAAGAGAAGGAAAACGUCCUGAAUAUUAACUGCGAAAACAAAGGAUUUACAACUGUCAGCCUGCUCCAGCCGCCCCAGUAUCGAAUCUAUCAGCUUUUCCUCAAUGGAAACCUCCUGACGAGACUGUACCCUAACGAGUUCGUCAAUUACUCCAACGCUGUGACUCUCCACCUGGGCAACAACGGGCUGCAGGAGAUCCGAACUGGGGCGUUCAGCGGCCUGAAAACCCUCAAGAGACUGCACCUCAACAACAACAAGCUCGAGGUGCUGAGGGAAGACACCUUCCUGGGCCUGGAGAACCUCGAGUACCUCCAGGCCGACUACAAUUACAUCAGUGCCAUCGAGGCAGGGGCGUUCAGCAAACUGAAUAAGCUCAAAGUGCUCAUCCUGAAUGACAACCUUCUGCUGUCGCUGCCCAGCAAUGUGUUCCGCUUCGUCCUGCUGACCCACUUAGACCUGAGAGGGAACAGGCUGAAAGUGAUGCCUUUUGCUGGCGUCCUUGAGCACAUUGGAGGGAUCAUGGAGAUUCAGCUGGAGGAGAACCCAUGGAAUUGCACUUGUGACUUACUUCCUCUCAAGGCUUGGCUGGACACCAUAACUGUGUUUGUCGGGGAGAUUGUCUGUGAAACUCCCUUUCGACUGCAUGGGAAAGAUGUGACCCAGCUGACCAGGCAAGAUCUCUGUCCCAGAAAAAGUACCGGCGACUCCAGCCAGAGGGGCAGUCAUGCAGACACGCACGUCCAAAGGCUGUCGCCCACCAUGAAUCCCGCUCUCAACCCAACCAGGGCUCCCAAAGCCAGCCGGCCCCCCAAAAUGAGAAAUCGCCCGACUCCCAGGGUCACCGUGUCAAAGGACAGGCAGAGCUUUGGGCCGAUCAUGGUGUACCAGACCAAGUCCCCCGUGCCCCUCACCUGCCCCAGCAGCUGUGUCUGUACCUCUCAGAGCUCAGACAAUGGCCUAAACGUAAAUUGCCAAGAAAGGAAGUUCACGAAUAUCUCCGACCUGCAGCCCAAACCUACCAGUCCAAAGAAGCUCUACCUGACAGGGAACUAUCUUCAAACUGUCUAUAAGAACGACCUCUUAGAAUACAGUUCUUUGGACUUGUUGCAUUUAGGAAACAACAGGAUUGCAGUCAUUCAGGAAGGUGCCUUCACAAACCUGACCAGUUUACGCAGACUUUACCUGAAUGGCAAUUACCUUGAAGUGCUGUAUCCUUCUAUGUUUGAUGGACUGCAGAGCUUGCAGUAUCUCUAUUUAGAGUAUAAUGUCAUCAAGGAGAUUAAGCCACUGACCUUUGAUGCUUUGAUUAACCUACAGCUACUGUUUCUGAAUAACAACCUGCUGCGCUCCCUACCCGAUAAUAUAUUUGGGGGAACGGCCCUCACCAGGCUGAAUCUGAGAAACAACCAUUUUUCUCACCUGCCUGUGAAAGGGGUUCUGGAUCAGCUUCCGGCGUUUAUCCAGAUAGAUCUGCAAGAGAACCCAUGGGACUGCACCUGUGACAUCAUGGGGCUAAAGGACUGGACGGAACAUGCCAAUUCCCCGGUCAUCAUCAAUGAGGUGACCUGCGAAUCUCCCGCAAAGCAUGCCGGGGAGAUCCUGAAGUUUCUGGGGAGGGAAGCUAUCUGUCCCGACAGCCCCAACUUGUCAGACGGAACCGUUUUGUCCAUGAAUCACAACACAGACACUCCUCGGUCGCUUAGUGUGUCUCCCAGUUCCUAUCCGGAGCUCCACACCGAAGUUCCACUUUCCGUCUUAAUUUUAGGAUUGCUUGUUGUCUUUAUCUUAUCUGUCUGUUUUGGGGCCGGCUUAUUCGUCUUUGUCCUAAAGCGCAGAAAGGGGGUGCCCAGUGUGCCGCGGAGUGCCAACAACCUAGAUGUCAGCUCCUUCCAGCUACAGUAUGGGUCUUACAAUACCGAGGCUCAGGAUAAAAUGGACGGCCACGUCUAUAACUAUAUCCCCCCACCUGUGGGGCAGAUGUGCCAAAACCCCAUCUACAUGCAGAAGGAGGGAGACCCAGUAGCCUAUUACCGAAACCUGCAAGACUUCAGCUAUGGCAACCUGGAGGAGAAGAAAGAAGAGCCAGCCACGCUGGCUUACACGAUAAGUGCCACUGAGUUGCUUGAAAAGCAAGCCACGCCGAGAGAGCCCGAGCUGCUGUAUCAGAAUAUCGCGGAGCGAGUCAAGGAACUUCCCAGUGCAGGACUAGUCCACUAUAACUUUUGUACCUUACCUAAAAGGCAGUUCGCCCCUUCGUACGAAUCUCGACGCCAAAACCAAGACAGAAUCAAUAAAACCGUUUUAUACGGAACUCCCAGGAAAUGCUUUGUGGGGCAGUCAAAACCCGACCACCCUUUACUGCAAGCUAAGCCGCAGUCAGAACCAGACUACCUCGAAGUUCUGGAAAAACAAACUGCAAUCAGUCAGCUGUGAAGGGAUGCUGCUCCGAACUGUUGGAGGCACUACAUUUGCUUUUGUGUGUGUUUGUGUUCUCCCUCCCUCAGCAUCAAUGGGGGACUGUGAAAAUGUUUGGGGGAUGGGGCGAAGCAAUGAUACUGCUUUUCCAAGUUUUCCUUUAAAUUAUUUCUCUCUUGCUUCCCCCGCACCCCACUCUCUCUUCCUCCUCCCCCUCCCCCCAAUUCUCUCCUUAGGAAUCAUCAGUGAACAUGAAUGUUUCUACAGUGCAUUUUGUUCAUAUAUUUUGUUUAUGGUUUUGUUUCUUUUUUCUUCUUUUAUUUUUCCAGUGUGGGAAUGGGAAGAGGAGAUUAUAGUGAAUGAAGAAAGAGUAAGCAGACUUUUCACGUAAAAAUGGAUAUUUAGCGUAUUUUGUAGAAGAUCUCCAAAGAUCUUUUGAGACCAUAAAUUCUUUUGUAAAUAAUGAUAUAUGGUAUUUCCGUCUUCAGUUACCAAGUAUAGCCACUAGGCAUCACUUCUUUGUGUUAAAGUGCCUUUGCACUUUAAGUACAUUACUUAAGUGUUGCUUUUAGCUUCGAUAAAUUGAACAUAUUUUAAUGUGUUGUAUUUUUGAAAUUAAAAACACUGUAAAAUAGAUAAAAAUGUCAGCUAUAUUAAGUCAACAUACAGUUUGCUUGAGUUAUAGAAACCAGCCUGUCAUCAAAUGAUUCUAGUUGUAGGACUUUAGAGAUUUAACUGUAAAAUAUUUCCUUUCCUCUGGGUUUGUUCUAAGUGAUUUUAUUUAAGUCAACUAAGGGGAUUUAACAGUGGACUAGAGGUAAGAAGCUGCCUCAGUCGGGAUUAGUAAUUCAUUAAUAAAAGAUAUUUAACCCAAUCUCAGAGUGCAUUGAACAAUUAAUGCCCUUCCGUAAACCAUUAUUUUACACUAAUGUGGUCAGUGUUUUAGAUUAUUUUCCUAAUUAAGAGUGCAUUACACAACUUGUAAUAUAUUUUUUCUGCAUUAAAUUAGAUAUUUUUAUAUAUUUAAAUGACAGAGUCUGUAUUUCUAACUUUUUAAUUGAUAUUAAUAUUUUUUCUGCCUAUUGAAACACUUUCUAUAAACACACACCAGUAGAGGCCGCCACACACCUCAUUUAAUAAAGACAUAUGAGCCAUUAAAUACCUUGAAGGAACCCCUUCAAAGGUGAGAUUAAAACAUCCCAAGUAAGUUCUCUGCAAAUUCAAGGCAGCAGAGACAAACGUGUACAUCACUUUCUAUUUCUUUUAGGAUUAAAGAUUAGGCUCCGAAUCCUCAAUUUUCACAUUUUCUGAGAAAGCAGCGUUUUCCUCUUACAUUUAUUGAAGCGUUAAUGAGGUGCUAUCAGAUCACGUACUCUUUGCAUCUCCAAAUCAAUUAAAAAGUACCUGAACCAAGAAAGGAAGCAUCUUUUCUCGUCUGCCUUCUUUAGGCAUGUGUUACUUGAAUUCUUCCCUGUCAGCUCAAGCAAGCCUUUCGUUUUGGUCUUAGCAUUAGAAUGAUUUUAACUAACCAAGUCUAUAUAACGUUUAUGAAGGCUUAUUAGCCUGUAAAGAAUUUUUAGAUGCAAACAUUAUUGUGCGAUUUGAACAAACAGCCCUUCUUUACAACAAAACAUAGUUUUGUUUUGUCUAUUGUAAAUCCUUAUGCAACUGGGAUGGUGAUCUGCAUAUAAAGUAGUCCAGCUUUUCAAUUCCUUAUUAAAGCAAUUGAUGGCGUCUGAAAGAAGCACACUGUUUCCUUUUCAUAAAUAGGUUACUGCACAUAAUAAUCCUUUAUUAUCAUGUGGAGAUUGAAGUGGAUCCUGAUAACUUACUUUUAAAGCUUUAAAAUGACUAAUAGUAUAUUGUCUGUCACUAUAAACAAUUCAUGUGAUAGGCUUGCAAUUAGAAAUUACUUAAGUCCAAAUGAUUUGGAUUAAGAACUACUGGUGCAAAAUCGUUGUUUUUUUUUUUUUUUUAACAAUAGAAGUUAAUUGUGUAUAUUUGAAUGUAAAUGGCAUUCGGGGAAAAAAUGCCCUUAACAACCUAAAAUCUCUGAAUAUCUACAGUGACAAGCUAACAUGUUCACUCUUUGAUUAGAGAUCAUAAUUACUAUUCAAAUCCAUUAGAUCAAAGUCAAGAAUGGUGGCCCGAAAUGAUGUACAAGAAAGUUAAUGUAGUGAGAUUUUACAUUUCAUACAAGAGGAGAGAGAAUAUUAUGCUAACUGAAUUUGGAGACAGCUCCCAGAAAAACCACCUCCUCUUUGAGUGAAGUAUAUACAUAUACGUGUGUGUGUGUGUUUUAUAUAUAUAUAUACAUAUAUAGAUAUAUACAUAUAUAUACAUGUUAUAUAUAUAUAUAAAAGAGUUUCAAAAAUCUUCUUGUGGCUGCUUUCAUUUGGUGCAAUGAUAAACACAGAAUACAGAGGUAGAUAUUUUGGGAAGUGAUUAUAAAGGCAAAUUAGGAUACAUAUCCUGUUAAGAUAGUUUUUAAGUUUAAACUAUACAUCUAACUAGAGCUACUGAUGUAGUGACUCUACGUCAGGGUUUGUUCUCAUUCACCUGAAAGUCAUUCCAUUAUCCAUAGAAAAACCCAUUUCAUUGAUCUUAAACAGAGAUAGCUUAAUAUUCAUGUAGUUACAUGAUUUUUAAGAGGCCUCCUGGAAGAACUCAGAUUCAUACACUCUCUCGCUUAGUACUUAUGGUGCAAAUCCAGAUUCUCACGUUCUUUAGAUUUCUACUUCAUUUGUAUUAGGUUUUAAGAUGAAAUUGUUUGAAUGUGGGUCAGACUAUUUCAUUUAAAAGGCCUCAUACACCAUAUACUCUGAAGCUUUAUUUCCUAAUGCAAUCACAAAUACUUUUACGUUUAUUAACUUAUUAGCAUCCCCACCGACUAUAUUAUUUUGCUUUAUCCACUCAAGUGCUAUUUUAUUGUAGGAUUUUGUUUUUAUCUCCUACAGCUGGAUUUUGCUAUUUCACUUUUAUUUCCUAUGCAACCUGUAAUGGGCAUGAGCAUCAGCACAGCGAAAUGGUUCCAGCCAACAGAGUGCGAUCUCCCCCGGUCCUGCCUGGAACAGAUCUAUGUGUCUGGCCCUACAAAUGGCAAAUGGUAAUUUCCUUCGAUUCUAGCUCUUAAUGAUUUGCUUUCAUUGUUUCUGAGUAUACCUGUGGCUAAGUUUGUAUUGAAACACUCAAAAGUACUAUUUCUCGGUCUGGACACAACUGCCAAGUUUGAUUUGGUUUUGGACUUUAGUCAAUCUGUUUGCCUUUUUUGUUCCCUCCAGCAGUUGGUGAGUAAGGAAAUGACUCUUCAAAUUCCUCUGCUUUGCCCUCUGACCUCUAAGGUGAUUUAAUUUUUCUAAAUAUUUCCAUGUCAUCAAGGGCUCCAUAUUUUAAUGGAUUCUAAAAAAAAAACACCCAUAUAGGGAACAAGAGAGAGAUUCUGUGAUUUUUAAGACUCUGGAAAUUCAUUUUGACUGUACACAUUCCAGAAACAUACUGGAUUGGAUGCUAGAGUGAAGAAAGCUUUUCAGACGAUUCUCCCAAUUCAAUCAUUUCUUCAUUCAUUCAUUCGUCCAAUAAAUAUUUAUUGAGUGCUUGCUUCCUAGGUGCCAGGCUCUAUGAUGUGUGCUGGGUGGGGGGCAGAGAGAUAGAUAGGAUCUCUGCCCCCCCCAACCCUCCCCAACCCCCCCCCCCCCAGGGAGCUAACAGCUAAUAAAGGAGAACCUUAUUUGAAUGACAAUCGCCCAGAGUCAACAGUGAGAACAGUAAAGAAAUGCAGGAAGUUGGAUUUUUUUAAAGGUGAUUCUGUGCAAUGAAGUAUAAGAGUAAGACGUCAUAGACUAGCUACAGUGUAACCACCGUUAACAUCUCUUUUAAAAUUACGCAGCUAAAAAGGGGGAAAACCCCACAAAAAUAAAACAAAUUUCUGCAGGACAGGGCCCAAUAUUAUGGCCUCAAGAUAGCUACAGACUUGGGCUAUCUAAAGAUCUACAUUAUAAAGAUGAGUCGUCCCCAAACUGUAAAUACAAAAUCACAAACGUACUUAAAUUUUCUGGAAUAGCCAUGUUUUAGAGGCAGUAUUUGCUUUAUAUUUCAGUGGCUUAAAAGGUAACAUUUUGGCUUAAGUGUCCUUUACCAGUACUAUGAUAAGACACUCACCUAGAUCCUGAGAGAGAAAAUUCAGUACUGUAUACAGGUUUACUUUACUUCUCACAAUGGUUGUGCAAGAAGUCACGUGUAAACUGAAAUUUUGUAAAUCAAAUUGUAUUUUCAAUGCAUUAGGGGAGCUGCCACUUAGAGGAAACUUGUGAAUCGUUUUCUAAAGCAGAAAACCAUUUUAUAAUACAAGUCAUCCCUCUAAUUCAUUGGUUUUUGUAUGUUUGGGUUUUCAAUAUCGACUUUGCUUAAACCAGAGCCCACCUGCCGCAUAAGAGUGUGUUCUGCACGUGCUGCAGGUUUCUUGGGUGCUAAGGGCUUGUACUUGAAACUUUGCUGCUCUUUCGUGUGAACUGAGCUACCGAGCGAUUCCAGGAUGUACAGUAGCAUGCCUGAGUGGUCCGAGUAGCCAACCCGCUUCACUCUUGUCCGCAGCAUCUCCUCUCUCAGAUGUGGCUGUGUUUUCUUAGAGGGUAGAGUGACUCCUGUAUUCACAUCCUAUAAAGUGCUUAGAGUCACAGGUUUUAUAAUAAAUAUGUUAUUAUGUAAAUAUAUUGAAUUGCAUGUGCGUUGGAAUUUUUUAGCGGUAUUUUAGCUUGAAAGUACCUGUACAAAUACUGUAAGAGUUAGUGGCAAAUAAUUGUUGUCAAGUUAUUGGAAUAAAUGGCAAAUGAAACAAGCUCUCGUGUAGACUUCUGUACCAAGUAGUGACAUUGUCUAAAAAAACUGAAUGUCAUGG
Messenger RNA from Zalophus californianus (California sea lion), 8193 nucleotides. It is a transcript of the gene SLITRK2, whose product is annotated as SLIT and NTRK like family member 2. Lineage: Eukaryota; Metazoa; Chordata; Mammalia; Carnivora; Otariidae. Gene Ontology annotation, molecular function: protein binding. The record is from RefSeq and is a predicted model, not a curated record. Gene Ontology annotation, biological process: axonogenesis; positive regulation of synapse assembly; regulation of presynapse assembly. The coding region runs from base 780 to 3317 and encodes 845 amino acids. Gene Ontology annotation, cellular component: glutamatergic synapse; membrane. The transcript has 4 exons.